AUGGCGGGGGCGGCGGGGGUCGGGCCCGGGGUCCGCCGGGCCGGGGCCGGGGGGUCCCCGCCGGGGUCCCCGAGGGGGGGCGGCGGAGGAGGAGGCGGCGGCGGAGGCGGACCCGGCCCCGGACCCGGACCGCAGCCCCUCCGGGCCACCGUGCCCUUCCAGCUGCACCAGCGCCGCGACGCCGCGCGACCAGCUGGCGUCCCCUGUGCCACGGCAGCGGAGAAGCCCGGGUGCCGCCCCCGCCCGCCCCGGGUGAGACGCACGUUCUCCCUGGACACCAUCCUGGGCUCCUACCUCCUGGGCCAGUGGCCGCGAGAUGCCGACGGCCCCGUUCCCUGCUGCGUGAACGACAAGGCCACGCAGACCCCCCUGUCCUGGCCGGAGAUGGACAACGAGAAAACCAGCUCCUGCUCUCAUAAGCGUUCUGCGUCCUGGGGGAGCACCGACCACCGCAAAGAGGUCGCCAAGCUGAAGCAGCAGCUGCAGCGGACGAAGCUGACCCAAAGCAGCAGGGAGAAGGGGCAGAGCUGCCCGCUCCAGGGCGACCACUCGGUGCAGGCCGCCGGAAGGGCGGCGGCCCCGGGCCUCCCGUCGGGGUCCCCCGUCCUGCGCCUCAGCCCCUGCCUGCACCGGAGCCUGGAGGGGCUGAACCAGGAGCUGGUGGAGGUGUUUGUGACGGAGCAGGGCGACAACCAGCUGCUCAGGAUCCUGGACAUUCCAGACGGGCACCGGGCCCCGGCCCCUCCCCACGGCGGCUCCAGCGACCCCGCUCUCCUGCCCCCGGAGCCCGGCAGCCUCUCCCCGGCCACCCCCCGAUCAACCCCCCGUGCCCCCGGCCGGGCCACCCCCGACGGGCCCGCGGGCACCGCAGAGGGUGCCCUGUCCGACGCCAAGGAGAACGAUUCUCCUCCCCCUCCUCCUCCUGCUCCCGUUCCUCCUCCGGCCCAGCCCGCGGGCAGCUUCGGCGGCGGGAUUCCGGGCACCCAGGAGACGGGCAGCCCUUCUCCGGUCCUGGCCUUGGCCUCGUCGCCCCGCCCCAAUCACAGCUGCGUCUUCAAGCGGGAGCCGCCCGAGGGCUGCGAGAAGGUCCAGGCCUUCGAAGAAGCCACGUCGCCCGGCCCCGAGCAGGCCUUCCUGCCCUCCUGCCCCGACAAGAACAAAGUCCACUUCAACCCGACGGGCUCGGCCUUCUGUCCCGUGAGCCUGGGGCGGCCCCCGUUGCGCGGGGCGGGCUUCCUGUUCCGCGGCGGCCCGGCCCCCGCCCCCGGCGCCUUCCUGGCCGCCCCCCGCACGGACCCGGGAGCGGACGCCCCCAAGCCGCCCGCCCUGGCCUGCCCACCCUGGCAGCGGUCCCCACAGGCCGAGGACACGGCGCUCUUCCACAGCUCUCUGGUGGUCUGAGGGCUGGGGGGGGGGCCGGGCCGGGGCGGAGGGAGGGGAGCCCCACCCCGCACGUCCCGGCGUCCCAGCUGGCCGGCGGCGGGG
Tachyglossus aculeatus (Australian echidna) is the source of this 1485-nucleotide messenger RNA. It is a transcript of the gene FAM117A, whose product is annotated as family with sequence similarity 117 member A. NCBI's taxonomy places the organism in Eukaryota, Metazoa, Chordata, Mammalia, Monotremata, Tachyglossidae. The record is from RefSeq and is a predicted model, not a curated record. The transcript is spliced from 8 exons. Bases 1 to 1401 code for a protein of 466 amino acids.